UCCAACAGGCUAGAACUUUGAAUUGGUGCUAAACUGCCGAUCCAACUGUGGGUCAAAACGGUCAAACGGACCGGUAAGCUUUCCAUCAAGACGGCUUUCAUUGUGACAUUGCUAACGAGGAGUGUUUUUAUUUUACUGUAAUCUGCGAUUUCUUGUCCUCUCUACUUUGAAAUCGUUAUGGGUAACAUUUUCUCAGUCUCAAUCUCUGGCGACGCCAUUUUCUUUCGCUGUCUAAACUGUACUUCAAGAAAAGUCGCAUAUAUAAGUGAGCUCGAAGAUAAUCUUGAUGCCUUACAGACUGAAUUGCAGAAACUGCAGGAAGCAAGGAACGAUUUGUUGAGGAAGAUUGAGCUUGUGGAAAAAAAUGGAAAGAAACGGACCGACCAAGUGCAAGGCUGGCUUUCUAGGGUGCGAGAUGUGGAAGCUGAAGCUGGUGGACUACUAGAAAUUAGAUCUCAAGAAAUCGAGAAAUUAUGUUUUGGAGGCUACUGUUCAAAGAAUUGCAAGUCAAGCUUCAAGUUUGGGAAGUUAGUGGCUAAUAAGCUGAAACUAGUUGCUACUUUAAAGGAUGAAGGAGUUUUCGAAGUGGUGGCGGAGAAUAUCCCAGAAACAGUGGCGGUAGAAAGGCCUAGUGAACCUACAGUAGUGGGUAUGCAAUUAAUAGUUGAUACAGUCUGGAGAUGUAUUGAGGUUGAGGAAGAACAAGUGGGAAUUAUUGGUCUCUAUGGGAUGGGGGGAGUGGGAAAAACUACCCUCUUAACCAAAAUUAACAAUAAAUUUCUUGAAAUUUCAAACAAUUUUGACAUUGUGAUUUGGGUGUUGGUGUCUAGAGAUUUGCAAGUUGAGAAGAUUCAAGAAAGGAUUGGGCAAAAGAUAGGCUUAGAUGGAGAGUCAUGGAAGAACAAAAGUGUUGAUGAGAAAGCAUCGGAUAUUUUUAAGAUUUUGCGCAAAAAGAAGUUUGUUGUGUUAUUAGAUGAUCUAUGGGACAGAGUUGAUUUGAUCAAAGUGGGUAUCCCUCUUCCUAGCGUAGAAGUCGGAUGUAAGAUAGUCUUUACAACUCGUUUUCUUGAUGUUUGUGGUCUCAUGGAAGCUAACAGGAAGUUUAAAGUGGAAUGUUUAAGAGAAGCGGAAGCUUGGGAAUUGUUUGAAGGAAAAGUUGGGAGAGAAACUCUUGAUAGUCAUCCUGGUAUUUUGGAGUUGGCUAAAGUUGUAGCCAAAGAAUGUGGCGGUCUACCCCUUGCACUCAUUACAAUUGGUAGAGCCAUGUCUUACAAGAAGACACCUGAAGAAUGGAAAUAUGCAAUUCAAGUGUUAAGGAGAGCCUCGUCUAAAUUUCCAGGUAUGGAGAAAGAGGUGUAUCCCCUUCUAAAGUUUAGUUAUGAUUGUUUACCUAAUGACAAAAUCAGAUCAUGUCUUUUAUAUUGUAGUUUAUUUCCAGAGGACUUCAGUAUUAUUAAAACAAAAUUGAUUGAUUAUUGGUUUUGUGAGAACUUUUUGGAUGUAUAUGAUCCAAGUGAAGUAUAUAGCCAUGGAUACUACAUUAUUGGUGUCCUUGUUCAUGCUGGUUUAUUGGAAGAAGUAGAAGAGAGAGGAGAUUAUUUUGUAAAAAUGCAUGAUGUGAUCCGCAACAUGACUUUGUGGAUAGCAUGUGAAAUGAAGGAGGAGCAGCAGAAAUUUUUAGUUCAGGUGCGUGUCGGAUUAACUAAAGCGCCGACGGUCAAUGAAUGGGAAGAGCUAAAGAGGAUAUCCUUGAUGGAAAACAAAAUUGAGGAUUUAUCAGUGACACCCACAUGCCCUGAUCUCUUGACUUUGUUUCUUAAUAGUAAUAACAUACAGAUGAUUAGUAGUAGCUUUUUUCAAUUCAUGCCAUCCCUCAAAGUCUUAAACCUAUCAUAUAAUAAAUUUUUAAUACAACUACCAUCUGGGAUUUCAAAUUUGGUUUCACUGCAACAUCUUGAUCUAUCAUGGUCCUCAAUUAUAGAGUUACCAGUGGAGUUAAAAGCCUUAGUAAAGCUUAAAUGUUUAAGCCUGGAGUAUACAUACAUGCUCUGUAAAAUCCCAAGUCGACUUAUAUCCCAUUUUUCAGAAUUACAUAUACUGAGAAUGAUUGGUUGUGGUUAUAAUCAAAAAGUGGGAGAAGAUAGUGUUUUGUUUGGUGGUGGAGAAAAAUUGGUGGAGGAAUUGCUUGGUUUGGAAUCUUUAAAUGUGCUGAGUAUCACCUUAAAAAGUGGCCAUGCACUCCAAACAUUUCUGAGCUCCAACAAGUUUCGGAAUUCUACUUAUGCUCUAACACUUCGACACCUUGACGGUUCUAAGAUGCUCAAUGUUUUAUCUUUGGCAGAUCUCAAGCAUCUUCGUAGACUAGAAAUUGAAGAUUGUGAAGAUUUGGAAGAGUUGAAGAUGGAGCAUUUAAAGGUACUACAAAAAACAAGAGAACCUUACAAUUUCUGCAGCCUUAACAGAGUUCAAAUAGUUUGGUGCUCUAGAAUAAGAGACUUGACAUGGCUUGUUUUGGUUCCAAAUCUCAAGUAUCUUUUUGUGUCUCAUUGCUAUGAGCUGGAAGAAAUUAUAAGCAAUAGAAAUUUUGGCGAAGAAUUUCUAGAAAUGAUCGACCUUUUUGCAAAACUUCACUUUAUAAACAUACGACAUCUACCAAAUUUGAAGAGCAUCUACUGGAAGGCCUUGCCCUUUCCACAUCUGAAUCUAUUUUAUGUAAUUGAAUGCCCCAAGCUUAAGAAGAUUCCACUUGAUUCCGACAGUGCAAAGGGACAGAAAAUUGUUAUUAGUGGGAAUGAAAACUGGUGGAAAGGACUCGAAUGGGAGAGUGAAGCUGCUCAAAAUGCUUUUCUUCCUUGUUUCCAAUCUCGCUAAACGGGUGUAGAUUUUGGAGCCAGUUUCGGAAAAGAUUUCUGCCCUUUUGUUUGUUGUGUCAAACUCUUGGAUUGCAUGUGGCUGGUGCCAGGGGGCUGGUUAGUUGCUUGAAAAAUUUUCUCCAGUAAUCAAGAUUCAAAGUUCCAUUUAGGAGUUCUGAUUUUCUUUUCAAAAUCAUGUGUCAUCCUGCACCAACCGGCAAUCUUUUCAGUCCGCUCUAUGUACCCAACGCAGGGAAGUGUACUCAUGAUGCAAAGUUACUGGAAGAAAUUCAUUGGCCGAAAUCCUGUGAUGGGAACCAAAGCCAAGUAGUGUGUGCUGAUCAAGGUGGCAAUUAGCUCCACUGAAAGUGAAGAUUUGUGGACAAGUCCUUUUGAGAAUAGGGGGAAUGGUGGGAACCAAAGCCAAGUAGUGCGCACUGGUCAAAGUGACAAUUCAAGUGUGAGGGAUCCAUCGUACAUACAAGAUGGCCAAAUGACAAGAGCAAGAGCCGAGAGGAUGCGUGAGGAAAUCUGAUUUAGUUUUCCCAGGUUGGGCAUUCUAAAGAUCACGGUGACUGCCUUUAACAUUCUAGUACUACCUUAUCAAUCUCUACUGCUCAGAAUUCAUGUCAGAGUCGUCGUUUCUCAGCAGACAAAGCAACUGUAUCUUAGAAGAAGUCAGAGGAAAAUGAAUGAACAAAAGCCAGUCAGAGAUCAUGCUACCAAUACGCUUGGUAACUCAGUAGCCUAACCACUGCCUGCUGACUCUGCUCUAAACGGGGUCUCUGACUCACUGUGAGGCUUUUUGGAAGUCAGCAAUUAUGAGAAGAUUGUGUGUUAUUUGAUUAUCUCUUUUCUUCAUUUCCUCUGUGCCUGUAUUAUCCCUUGCUUUUUACUACACGAAAAGGCCAUAAUCUUGUCAAAGAAGCAAAUACGUUAGAAUCAGUUGGUUGCAUCUAAGUGCUCUGUUUAAGAAAUAACAUUUUGGACAA
Molecule: messenger RNA, 3844 nt
Organism: Mangifera indica (mango)
Lineage: Eukaryota; Viridiplantae; Streptophyta; Magnoliopsida; Sapindales; Anacardiaceae
Product: putative disease resistance protein At4g10780
Exons: 4
Coding region: 178-2871 (897 amino acids)
Molecular function (GO): ADP binding; protein binding
Source: RefSeq, a predicted model, not a curated record